This is a messenger RNA of Cherax quadricarinatus, 10874 nucleotides long. The record is from RefSeq and is a predicted model, not a curated record. NCBI's taxonomy places the organism in Eukaryota, Metazoa, Arthropoda, Malacostraca, Decapoda, Parastacidae.
GCAGGCAUGCAGGGAGUGUAGCAGCAAAACAGGGAGUGUGGAAGGAAGGCAGAGUCCUUAUGGAGGGGGAUACCCCUUCCAAACAAUAAUCACUCCUCCCUCUCUCCUCCUCCUUAUCUUCCAUAAGCCAACAAGAGUCUUCAAUAAAGGUAUGUAAUGUGAUGUAAAUGUUCAUUUAUUUAUUUUAUUUAGUUCUCAUUGUUUUGUGUAUGUAAAACUUUAAUUAAUCCUUAAAAAAUGUAUUUUUUGUUAAUAUUUUUUGGUGUCUGGAACGGAUUAAUUGUAUUUAAUUAGUUCUUAUGGGAAAUAUUGCUUCGAAUUUAGGUCGACCUUCUGGAACGGAUUACGGCCGAUAUUCGGGGGUUCCACUGUAUAUAACAGAUAAAGGUCAGGUACAACCUAGAAAGACAGAUAGAGUGGUAAGGUCACUUGCCUCACCGAGAGGGGCAAUGUGCUUCAUGAGUGAAAAGUGUUGGUUUUGAGAAGAACCUGCCUAGCAAGGACCAGUAGACUUACUGUAGUACUCUUAUGUUCUCAUGUCACUUGAUGGCAGUUUCUUGGUUGGGUAAGAUCAUUUUAGUGAGAAUUCUGUAGCUUCUAAAAUUGUAUAUGAAUGUUAUACAAUACCAACAAGAUGAAGAAUUAAACAUGUGUAACACGUGUCACUUGUAAAUAGUCUAAGUCAGACCGAAACAUCAUCAUUAGCUUCUCUCUCCUAUGUGCAGGUUAUUUGUGCAUCUGGGUAUCUUUAAUUAAUUUAUAGACAUUUUGUCAUCCAGUAGGUUUAUCAAUACAAUACAAUGACAUAAUGUGAUGGCUGUGGUGCUCAUUACCUACUCUGAGGCUGAGGGACUAAUUACCUUAUCUUUUGUAUAUGCUUCUAAAACUGCCUGAGUAAUGUGAGAGUGUCUUUGCAAUUGAAACCAUUGUACCAGACAUUUGAAGUUAAAUCUACAAUAUACAGUUAAUGUACAUUAGAACUGAAAAAUUCACAAUGAUCAUUGAACUCUGUCUGGUUUAGUUUUAAUGUAUAUUUUAACUUUAAUAAACUUCAUGGAUUCUUUAUUUCUCAAGUUUAAUUGCUGGAUUUUAUCAUUUUAGCAUCAAAAGUGUAGUACAGUACACCGUGAGUGCUGUGUUAAUUCUUGCCCUUAAAAGGAGCAAUGUAGCACACAAACCAAUCUAUUGUUAUCCAGGUUUGGAAAAUGUACUGUUGAAGUUUGCAUCAGACCAACUUUUGCUUUGAUGAUCCUUGCACAAAAUUGCACAUUGAGAGUUAAUUAGCAGGAUUUUAUAAAUUUAGUUUUAUCAUACAUUGUGUGUUCCAGGACAACCUAUUGUGUGUUAAUUGGUUAAUUAACAUAAAAAACAAAUUUUCAUAAAUCACUUACUGGUCUACACUUGGUUAGGCUUAGGCAGGGUGUGUAUGGGCAAAAGUCAAGUUUCUUUUCCUAGCUAAUGUCAUAAUUAGGGUGUUCAUCUUUCUCUGAAUUGCUGUUUGUGCAUUUCUGCCCAACCUAAUGUUAGUCCGAACUUUAUUACAGUGCAGUAAUAUUUGUCAUUCUCUAAUAGGUUAGGUUAGUGUAUAUUAAUCUUUAUUUAUGUAUAAUUAACUAUCAGUGAUGAACUAAAUAUAAUGUCUGGCUUCAGGUAGCAUAUUGUACUGCCUUAUAGUGUUCAUCUUGCUCAGAAUGCUAAAAAGUUAGAAGAUGGGUUGUCGUAAGGAACUAUAUGUGCUAUUCUUGUUCCUUCUGUAUAAACACACACACAGCAUAACACAUUCAACACACAGCACAACAGGGAAAUAGGUAAAAAACUUUUGAUGGAUUUGGAUUCAUCAGAGUCAGUGAGACCUGACAACAGGUCACCAUGGAUUCUUAAAGAGGGUGCAGAAACAUUGUCUAAGCCACUAGCUAUGAUCUACAACUAGUCAUUGGAUAUGAGACAGUUACCAGAGAUCUAUGUGACAGCAAGAACCAUUCUCUAUAUUUAAGAAAGAAGACAGACAGGAAGUGUUAAACUAUAGACCAGUUUCUCUGACAUGCAUGCCUUUCAAGGUAAUAGAGAAGCCUAUCAUGGAGAGAGUAGUAGAAUACUUGGAGAGAUGCAGUUUCAUAAACAAUAACCAGCAUGCAUUUAGGGAUGGAAAAUCUUACUAAUUUGUUGGAGUUGUGUGACAGUAACAGAUGUGCAACAAGAGAGAGAGAGAGAGAGAGAGAGAGGUUGACUUGAUACUGUACCCCUCGAGAGGCUGGGCCUAAAACUUGAGAUGCAGAAGGGAAUAACAGGGCAUGUACUCUAGUGGAUCAAAGAGUAUCUUAGGGGAAGAAAGAAAAGUGACUGAAAGAGACAUCAGAAUGGAGAAGAGGAACUAGUGGGGUUCCACAAGGAUUGGUAUUAGGACUAAUACUGUUUCUUGUUUAUGUGAAUGAUAUUCCAGAUGGGACUGAUUCAGGUAUAUUCCUGUUUGCUGAUGAUGUUAAACUGGUGAUGAAACUAAAAACAGAUGAGGACAAAGAAAGGAUCCACAGUAAUGUAGACAAAUUGCAAGAGUGGUCAAAUAAGGGGUUGCUUGAUUUAACCACAUUAUAUGCAACAUCAUGAAGAUUAGGGAAGGAGCAAGAAGACUGGAAAUGGAGUAUAGACUAAGGGGAAUAGGAGCUGCAGACUUUGCUCAAGGACAAAGACCUAGGGGUGAGCAUAAUGCGCAGUAUAUAGCCAGAGGCUCACAUCAGCCGAAUAACUUCUGCAGCCAAUGAUCGUCUGGCAUAUUUAGGAGUAACUUUCAGGAUCCUGCACCUUUACAAAGCAUGUUAAGAAACUGGAGAAAGUACAUAAGUAUGCAACAAGGCCUUUUCCUGAGCUAAGGGAAAUGAGCUACAAAUCUAAUGACAUUGGAGGACAGAAGAACCAGGGGAGACAAAAACACAAAAUGCUCUGGGGAAGUGAUAAGGUAGACAAAGAUAGGCAGAGAGGCAAAUAACAGUAACACUGGGAUACAGCUGGAAAUUAAAGUCACAGAUAAAUCACAGGGAUGUUAGGAAGCAUUUCUUGAGCCUGAGAGUGAUCAGGAAGUGGAAUGACCUUGGUGAGGAAGUGAUGGAGGCAGACUCCAUACAUAGUUUUAAGAGCAGGAUUAAUAGGGCCCACAAGGCUAGGAGGGAGGGAAUCUGGAUAAUGACAAGUUACAAGGCAGAGCCAGGAUCAGGAUCUGAAAAUUAAUCCCUGCAACCAUAAAUUGGUGAUGAGUACAUACACAGACACAUAUGCAACAACACAAAAACACAAAUAAGCACAUGUACAAAUGCACACAAAAACACAUGGAUACGGACACAUACACAAAACUCGGUGAGUAUAUACACGUAAUUGUAACUCCGUUAGUUGACACAAUUAGCAGCUCUAACUACACAUUACGGAAGGAGAUCUGCCGAAAGGAUAAUAGAUUUUUUUUUGUAGAAUGAUAGAUUAUUGUUAAAUUUUACAAGAGGAGGUAGUAGUGCUACCACUUAAGUUUUCUGAACCUUGCAGUACACUUUACUUCUGAAGAUGGGGCACUACAAGUUAUUCUCUGCUUUUGUAGCUACAAACAAGCAAUAGUCGAUUAUAUAAACACACACACAAUGAUGAAAUAGACAUACGUGCAAUAACUGGGGCUCUUUAUUUGAAUAUGUUUCUUCAGUUAUUUGGUUCAUCAAUUCCGUAUAGAGAUGAUAUGUGAAGACAGUAGAAUUUGAGGGAAUUAGUUCCUCACUCUUGUUGAACAAUACACAGAAGACAGAAGAAGAUGGGAGUAAUUAGUCCCUCAGCCUGGAAGCUAGUGUCUAGGCUGAGGGACUUAUUACCUCUUAUUCUGACUUCACAUAUCAUCUCUGUAUUGGUAAAGCAUCUUCAGAUAAAUAUAACCAAGUGUUGCACAUGUGUCUGUUUCCUCACUUUGUUAGUAUUGUAUAACAUAGCCAUAAUAACACACACGUGAUGUAGCUUGAUGAGUUUGGCUCUACUCCUGUAGCUACACAUAUGUAAUUACCUAUGCAUACAUUUAUAAAUACAUACACAUACAUACAUACUUCUGUGGGAUUGUAACUACAGUACAUAUAAACAUGUUUACUGAUAAUUUGUUUAGUUUUUCUAAAAUAGUUAUGUAUUGGCUUAAAAGGAAUAAUAUUUUUAGAUUAUUUUAUAAUUUUCUUUUAAGAGCUACUAAGGACUUGAGUUGCCAUGUUCAGAUAGGUUCCACAGACAACUUUUUUUUUUUGGUUAUUGACAUGUCCUGUCUUCAUUGGGGACUUUGAGCUUUACCUGCUACAUUGUUCUAAUAUUUUUUGUAAGAAAAUACACUAUAAUGAACAUAGUCAUGUAAAGCUCAGAUUCAUCUAAUUUACCAUAUCAUUUGUGUUUACCUAACACUACAAGAUAUGAACUCUAUAAAUCUAAAUACUCUUCCAAGUGUACUUUAUUGUCCGACCCACCAACAUGAUUCCUUGCGCAACCUCCCAUACCCGAUACUCUUGCUCAUCACUGUCCUCACAUAUUUCCCAAGUCUCUGUCACUCCCUUGGUAUUCCUCUGUGUGUGUCAGUGUAUACCUAUGAAUGUUGCUAUCAAACUUAAAAGUUGAUUUACCUUAGUGUCAUUUUACCUAGGAUUUGUCAAUAUUAUCACACUUAGCAUCAAUACUGACAGCCGGGUUUUUCCUAAUAUUGGGAAGAAUGCCUUUCUAAGAAUUGCUCAUCAGCUUCCUUUCACUUUCUCUCAUGUCUUCUUUCUUCUUAUGUUUAUCUUAUGGUAGUUUUCCUUUCUUUUAGUAUGUUUGAGUUUAAAAAUAUAAGAGUCUUGCUUUGAGAAUAUUAUAUUACAUAUAGAACAGUUUAAUGCAGUUUCUGUUUAGCUAUGUAGAUAGUAGCAUAUAGUAUUGAGUAAUGCCAAUAUUCUCUGCUCUGUUUAUGAGUCCAUACUCACAUAUGUCUUUUACUUUUUUUAUAACUUGUAAAUGUCAAGUAUAUACCUUUAGCUGUAGAAUAACCUACUGUUACUUGCAUUUAAUAUAAUGUGUACACAGUGUACCUUAUAUACAUUCAUACAUUCAGAAAUAAAAGUGCAACUCAAGAACUUAAAAUAUUAAGCUAACUGCCAUUUUGUUUCUCCCAAGAAUUUUUUCAAGGAUCCAUGGAAUACUUUCGACUUCAUCACAGUGAUUGGGUCCAUCAUUGAUGCCUUGGUGGUGGAGUUUGGGCGAAUGUAUGGAGAAGGGACAGAAAACUUCAUCAAUGUGGGAUUCUUACGGUUAUUUCGAGCAGCUCGACUUAUAAAAUUGCUUCGCCAGGGUUACACUAUUCGAAUAUUAUUAUGGACGUUCGUGCAGUCAUUUAAGGCACUGCCGUACGUUUGUCUUCUCAUUGCCAUGUUGUUCUUCAUCUACGCUAUUAUUGGGAUGCAGGUCUUUGGUAAUAUAGAAUUGGAUCCCAGUACGUCUAUAACACGCCACAACAACUUUAGAAAAUUUACAGAGGGCAUAAUGCUCUUGUUCAGAUGUGCUACAGGGGAAGCCUGGCAGAGUAUUAUGUUGUCGUGCAUCAAGGAUAAGCCGUGUGAUUAUGCCGCACUCAAGAAUGAUCCAAACAAAACGUGUGGCUCUAAUAUAGCUUAUGUCUACUUUGUCUCUUUCAUUUUCCUCUGUUCUUUUUUGAUGUUGAAUCUUUUUGUUGCUGUCAUCAUGGACAAUUUUGAUUACCUGACUAGAGACUCAUCCAUCCUUGGUGCCCAUCAUCUUGAUGAGUUCAUCAGAAUAUGGGCUGAAUAUGACCCUAAUGCAACGGGGAGGAUACACUAUGCAGAAAUGUACGAUAUGCUGAGAAACAUGGACCCUCCUUUGGGGUUUGGCAACAAAUGUCCAUACCGGUUGGCAUACAAGAAACUUAUACGAAUGAAUAUGCCACUAGAUAAUGAAGGAAAGGUGCAUUUUACAACAACGCUAUUUGCCUUAAUUAGAGAAAACCUUUGUAUAAAGAUGAGACCAGCAGAAGAGAUGGACCAAGCAGAUCUGGAGCUUCGAGCCACUAUAAAGAAGCUCUGGCCAAUCCAAGCCAAAAAGAACAUAGACUAUAUAGUGCCUCCUGAUUCCGAAUUAACAUUGGAAAGGCUAACAGUGGGCAAAAUUUAUGGUGGUCUACUAAUUGUUGAGAACUGGAGAACUACUCGCUUUGGUCAGAUCCAACCAACGGGAGGCCUGGAUGAGAUUGAAGAUGCUUAUGAACAUAUAGAGAAUGAUGAUGAUGAGGAGGAGGAAAAGUAUGAGUCAACUGAGGAUAUUUUGUGUGGGGAGGAAACGCACCUCCUUAGCAAUGUAGAAAAAUUGGAAAAUAAAAUCGUCGAUACUAAGGAAACUGAGGAUGUUGAGGAUACUGAGGAGCAGGAAUCAGAAUCAAAGCCCAGUUUGUUUGCGCGACUGAUGGGCAUAGCAGCACCUGCCGCACCGAGCAAGAGCACCCACGCAUCAAGGACCAGCCUCUCCCGUUCCAUUGAUGAGCAGCAGGACUCCCAGGGACACCAGAGUCGUCAGGACAGCCUCUCCCAGUCCAACGUAAGCAUAGACAAUGUACUUGGUAGUGACAAAGGGUCGAAAAAGUCCCUGACGUUGUUGGGUGGAGGCAGUGCCUCGAAGCGUGGCUCAGACCACGACGGGUCGAGUGUGGCCAGCUGGCAGGCGGGGCUGGAGCUGGCGGAGGUAGUACAACAGGCAUCUAGAAGAGGGUCCUUAGCCUCUGAUGAUGGUGGUCGUCACUUGCGACCUGAUGAAUACCCAAUUAAUAGGUAUAGAUCACGGUCACCGUCACCCGCCAGAGGCUUCCAGUCACCUACACCUCCUCACAGGCGGAGUCCCUCACCGAGAAGACCUAGCCAGCAACCCCAUGACAUUGGCUUCAGUGAUGCUGUCAGUGAUGUGGUGGAUCUCGUCAAGUAUGAUAACAUCCACAAGAGAGGUAGGCUACGAGGAAAGCUGCAUGGCGAUGAUUACGGAAUAAUCUCUCCGUUACGAGGCCGCAGUCCUAGUCGGCACCACGAGGCCUUUCCUCCACGACCGUGGGGUAUGCGGGAUAUUCGCUCUGCUUCGAACAGCCCAGACCGUCACUACAUGACCACAAGACUGGAUGCUCGCUCUCGUAGUCCCUCACCACAUACUGGACUUUCAGGGGCAGCAAGACGCCGUGGUCGCACUUUAGAAUAUUGUGGCACAUUGUCUUUAGAUCGACGAUCACGUAGUCCUUCCCCACACCGGCGUGCAGGCUCUAGCUAUCCUACAAUACCACAGAGGCGAGGUGGUGGCCGGCGACUACCCCCCACACCUAAUAAACCAUCAACACUCCACCUGGGUCCUCAGCCAUCCCAACCUCUGCCAGGACAUCAACCUGUAAGUCAUCACACCCUUCCUGGGGGCAAGUCACCCACUAGAUCACAACCUAUCAACUUUCCCAAGCUGAAUGCCUCGCCCACACAUGUGCCCAAGUUAGAAAUGCCACCAGUGUUCCGAGAGAGAAGGACUCCACCCAUUACAGAAGGGAGCGCUCGACCCCGUGUGCCCCCCCCUGGAAAAAUUUUACCACCAGGUGCACUUCGCCGCCCGCCAAUGGCGCCAAUCAGAGACCAAUAUCCAUACGAGCGGCGGCCAGAGGAGCCACUUAGUUUUGAACAGGCAGUAGCCAUUGGGCGGGGUACUCGUCAGCUGCCCUCACCAGCAGUGCCUAAUGGGUACAAACCAGGGCGGGACCGUGCAGUGCCACGACUACCUGCCCCAGUUGGUGCAGCAGGUGCUGGGGCACCCAGAAGGGCGGCCCCAGGGGUGCGCCACAGUGACAGUGAUGAAGAUGAUUGGUGCUAGUGAAUCCCACAGGGCGAUGUGGGCCCCCAUCCCCCUAAGGCGGUGAUGAGGGCGACACCGCCCUGACUAGCAGUGCCUGAGAAUAGAGUGGAGCACUGGACCUAGGCAGGGGAGUCAACAGUGGCCACAAUUGUAUUUGUGGCUUUUCUUCAUGUUUGUUUUGUACCAUAUCCCCUACAAGUGCUUUAUUUAAAACAUACAACAAAUGUUCUAUCAAAUCUGUGAUAUUUUAAUGUCACCACUAUUGUAGCUCUCCUGUAUGAGAGUUCUAUGAAUAUCAAAAAGGAGCAGAAUGAGAUAUGUCAUUCCCAUUUAUCUGUCAGUUUAGAAUUGUAUUCAGUCAAUGCACUCAAAUCAGUCAAUACCCUCAUGUUAUACUGCCAACUGAUGCACUCUUAUGUCAUCCUAUCAUUUCCACAUUAAACUCAUACUGUAUUUGAAUAAUACAUGCAGCUCUAAUCAUAAAAUGGUAUCCAUUUAUAAACUGGGAGUGCAGACAUUGUGUGUGUGUGCGCAUGUGUGUGAGUAAUACUAGCUCAUAUAUUAAGAGUGCAGCAGUUGUUAGUAUUCCAGUGUUACUAUAUUAUCUAAAUUGAGUGUGUACCUUGAAUACUCUUCUUGAUCAUUGUUGAUUAGGUGUAGUCUGAGUACGACUUUGUUACCUUUUCUUCUGGUUUUUGAUGACUAGUCUGUAGUAUUUACAGUUCGCCAUGGAGACUGAGGAUCUUUGGGUCUUUUCUCUUGCGAUAAGUAAAAACCAUUUGCCUGCCAAAGUUGGAAAUUUUUUGUGCUGGUGAGCAGCUUGUAUGAGAGGAUGGACUAGGCCUGUGUUGGCAUCUCUUGCUUCUGUCCUUCCACAUUUCAUGUUCACAUGGUCAUAUUCUGGUAAUGAACUUGAAUCAGUCAUCAUAGUCAGAUUGUGCUUAUAAAUACUGACAUUUACUUAUGCUAUAAUUCACACCAUCUUGUAAUGUGGGUGUAAGAUAACACCAUCCUUAAGUUGAUAAUUGGUAGUAAGUACAGACUUAGAUUGUUGAUUGCUUCAAGCAUGUUUCCUUAGUAUGAAUCUUAUUUAUACUCAUUAGUUUUAAAGUGGACAGCAAUUACCCUUUGUAUCUCAAGUCCAUGAUAGAGGCAUGUCCAAGAGUGUGGGGUGGGGGGUAGCAUGGCCAAAGUGACCCCCUCUCCUAGCUAUCCUGCCUCACCUUACACAAAUCAUCAAAAAUGGUGUAUCCAAAUCAUUAACAUUAUUCUCUAAAUUUAAUUAAAUAAGACUUCCACUAUAAUCAUAGGUGAAAAUGGGGAUUAUUUUAAAGGGUCAAUUUUGCACUAAUACAUAGAACCAAUGUUUUAAGAAAAGAGUGAACAAACUUAUAUUGGCUCUUCAGAAUAUCAACAAGGCUUCAAGUGCAAACAGCACACUAUAAAAUAUAUUGUGUAAGAAAUCAUGACAUACCUUUUUCAUCAUAAUGGGAUAUCUGUUGCCCAUGUAUGCCUUCCUUUCAUUUGAUGAAAUCCUGAUGGACAUAGAGGAAUUACUACCAUGAAUUGCAGGACAUUUAUGUUUGAUGGAAAGAUGAGCUUGAUUAGGGAUUGUUAUCAUUUAGCAUAGAUCCUUACGAUCUUACCAUUUUGACCUUUUGUAAGAAAAAGUCCUGCCUUAUGUGAAUUGGCCCUCAGUGCAGGAGAGGGCCAAUAUAGCACCCUAGGAACAGUAUUGAGGUAUCUUGGGCACCCAUGGAGGUUCAAACCCUUGAGGAGUAAUAUUGGGGGCUGCAAUGUAAUUUUGAGGUUACUAUGUAACCUAAGAUUACAAGGGUUAUGGGGUAUUUUGUACAUACCGGUCUAUGAUCGGUUAGUUUACUUCGUAGAUGUAGACUUAGCCUUCAAAAUUUUUAGGUAAAAUUAUUAAAGCAUUCUGUCAAUGUGGUUUAGCAAAGACAAAUACAUCAUUAGUAAUUUAGAUAUGAUGUUGAUUAAUUUUGAUCAAUUAUAUCUAACUCAAGAGAUGUAAGAUAUGAUUCUGCAGAAAACAUAAUAACAUGGGAGCCAAAAUGGUCUUCAAAUUGAAGUUGAAAAUGCCCAUGUUGGUCCCAACUAUCCUUGUGCUGAAAAUCCAUAAGUGCUUUUUUGUAUAAACUAGUAUUCCAUCCUGCUACCAAGAGUUGAAAUGUUUACUAAUGAAAACAGUGCCAGUGUUUAUAUACCACUCACUCACAGUCUUGAAAAUUUGAGGUACAGCAUGUUAACAUGUGGCACGUAUCUACAAAAUUGUGCUUCAUUCUAAGUACGUGCCAUUGUCAAAUUACUUGGUUUAUGUUCUUGUUGUGAAUGUAGUAUUCUUGCUUGAAAUCUUGGUCCCACGGUUUACAAUGUUAAUUUGGCAGCCGAAUGUCACAUAAGGUAGAAUGCCCAGUCUUUCAGUAGUCACUAAUUUUUAUAUGGAAUCAAGGGCAUCAUAAUACUGUAUGUACUGUAUAAUAUGUAUGUUUGAGGGUUUAUGAAAGCAUAUUGGAGGCUAGAGACAUAGAUUCAGGCAAUUCAAGUUAAGUUCAAGGGUUCAUAAUGUUAGUAUAUGUCAAUCUGACAAAACAAAUGCUAAAAUUAAAUUCAUGUAAUCGACUGUGAAUUAAUGCCAGAGACUUUGAUAUUCUACCAUAUGUGUUGCUAAUUGUUAAAGAUUCAUAUAAAUAAUACAAACUGUGUAAUUCAAUGACCCAUUUGGCUGUCACAUAUGGAGUGUUGAAUAUCAAAGAAGUUUUGCCUUUAUUCCAUUUCAUCAUAAAAUCUGAUAAUGCCCAAAAUGCCAAUAUAAAGUGUUCCAUAUUAUAUAUUAUUCAGCUGAAAUGCACAGACAACUAUUAUAUAUACUCCCCCUAAAAUUCUACCUUUUUCAUAAAUACUUAAUGUUUCAUUACCUAUUAAUUGUAUAGAAAAUUGUUAUUAAAUUAUUGAAGUCUGUUAAAAGAGAACUAAGUUUAUAUACAGUACUUAUACAU